AUGGCAGCCGGCUGGGUAUCAGCUCAGCAGCUGCAGGAUAACAUCAACCUCAUUGAGGACCUUCUCCAGCAGAAUGGGCCGGACUACGCCGAUCGCCCGUUCUACGAGCAAAUGUUGGGUGAUCAGUACGAAGAGCUCGAAAGUGCCCAGCUUGGUCAGGCCACUACAGCAACUCGACUGCCCGGUACAUAUGUGGACCACGUUCCUACUCGUCCUGUUCAGACAGCAUCGCCUGCCUCAUCGUCUGGCGCAUCUCGAAAGCGAAGCUUGGGGCACAACGCAAAUUACCCCGAUUCAAAGCGCCCAAGCAUGAACCCCAGCCCCAUGGCUCCAAGCACGCCAAAUUCAGUAAAAUCUGGAUCUACUUGUUACCGCGCAGUAACGGCCGGCCUUGGUCGAGAGCAAGAACUGCCCUUUGCACCGAGCCGGCCUGUUCAUUCGAGCGUAAUUGACCUGACGCAAUCCAAUCCCCCUACGCCAGAUCCUUUCCCAGAGCUUAACAAUGCAUUCAUACCAGACGUGCCUCAGCCCGUUGACGCCUUUAGACAGGGGUUCAUGCCCGAACAGGAGUUGGCGCAGUUUCUGAUGGCUCCGACUCCUGCAGGCACAAGCUAUGCUUUGCGGCAACUCCCGCCUGUUGAGCAGCCCGGACCAGCUCACCCUGCCUACUCGGCUUAUCAGGCCCCAGAAGUACCCUUGUACAUUGGUAACAGCGGCAGGCCAUGGGCUCCCAGCGACAACGAAGACGAGUAUGGAAUACCGCUCACGGUUGAUGAGGCUCAAGCCGUAGAAAAUCUGCUCGGCAACGUUUCAGCGCACGAUGCUGAAGAUGCACCAGAGCGCCGUGAGCAGACGCCUCGUAUCAUGUGCUCUCAGCUCAAGGAGUACCAGAAGAUCGGGCUUACCUGGCUCAUCAAGAUGGAGACCGGUACCAACAAAGGUGGUAUUCUAGCUGAUGGUAUGGGCCUGGGCAAGACUGUACAAGCAAUUUCCCUCAUCUGUGCUCGGCCAUCGGGCGAUCCACUGCGCAAGACCACUCUCAUCAUUGCCCCUGUUGCCCUCAUGCGGCAGUGGGAGAAAGAGAUUGCACGUCACGUCCAUGAUCGAUACCAACUCAAGGUCUACAUCUACCACGGCAACGGCAAAAAUGCCGACUUCGCUAAGCUCCGCACGUAUGAUGUGGUCUUGACGACAUUCGGCACGUUGACGUCCGAAUUUCGGCAGAAGGAGACUCGAAAGGAGUCUACGAAGCAUUUGGAGGAACAGAGGACGGGUGUCCAACGCAAGGCUAAAGAGAAGUUGGCCCUGUUGGGCCAUGAAUGCAUGUGGUACCGCGUCAUUAUUGAUGAAGCACAAUGCAUCAAGAACAGGCAGACGAUUGGCUCAAAGGCGGCUCACGACUUGAUGGCAAUGCACCGUCUAGUCAUGACAGGAACGCCAAUGAUGAACUCGAUCGACGAGUUGUUUCCUCUUAUUCGCUUCCUUCAAAUUCCUCCCUACAAUGACUGGAGCAGGUUCAAUCAAGAAUUCGGCAAGCCACUGCGAAAUAACCACGCCGAUACUAGAAAGCGAGCCAUGCAGCGCGUACAAGUCCUGCUAAAGUCACUGAUGCUGCGACGCCAGAAGGACUCUCUUGUUGAUGGCCAGAUCGUGUGCAAGCUCCCGCCGAAGCACCUCUCGAAAGAGCCUGUGGAGUUCAGUGAUGAGGAGAUGGAGAUCUACAAAGCUCUCGAGACCAAGUCUCAGGUCCAGCUCAACAAAUAUCUUGAGAAGGGUACACUGUCAGCUAACUAUGCCAACGUCCUUGUCCUAUUGCUGCGUCUCCGCCAAGCAUGCUGCCACCCUCAUCUCAUCAAAGAUCUCAGCCAGCCUGCCACCGAGCAUAUCGCAGAAGAGGACCUCCUGAGCCGUGCUCAGGCUCUAGCCGAAGACGUGGUCAACAGGCUGAAGGUUGCUGAGAGCUUUGAGUGCCCGAUCUGUUUUGAAGCAGACCUCAACCCCACGAUCAUCGUGCCUUGCGGUCAUACCGUGUGUGGGGAGUGCGUGCAGAAACUAGUCGACCCGCACCGUGCUAUCAGGGAUGGACACGAGAAUGCCGGCGGAGCCAAAUGUCCACAUUGCCGCGGAGAGCUCAAGGCCGCCAUGAUCACCGACUUCAAGCACUUUUGCAAGGUCCAUGCUCGGGAAAAGCUCGAUCCGGCUGAGCGAGCUGGCUCAGAGGAGGUUGCAGACGAUGGUUCUGACUCGGACGACGAUGACGACGAAGCCGAAGAAGAGGACGAUGAUGUUGACGAGAAUGGCGAUCUUGCUGGCUUUGUCGUGUCCGAUGGGGAAGAGUCCGAAUACGAGGCUGGGGAGUCCGACCACGCAGAAGCUGACGAAGUUGUUGAGCCCGUUUCGAAGACCAAGUCGAAGAAGAAGCGCAACAAGGGCAAGGGCAAGGCGAAAGCUAGGCCCAAGGUUACUCUCGCGCAGCUGAAGAAGGAGUCCCUCCGUAGCAAGGCCGCCAAGCAGAAGUACCUCCGUCGCUUGAGAAAGACGUGGAUCACGUCUGCCAAGAUCGAGAAAACGAUGGAGCUGUUGAGCGACAUUGCGGCCAAGGACCCCACGGAGAAGGUUCUGAUCUUCAGCCAGUUCACCUCGCUCCUCGAUCUUCUCGAAGUGCCGAUGUACGAGAGGAGAUUGAGGUAUCAGCGCUACGACGGCAGCAUGUCGAUGGGCGACCGAGCUGAUGCCGUUGAGAGGUUCAUGGACAGCCCUGACGAGAGAAUCAUGCUCUUGUCGCUCAAAGCCGGUAACGCUGGGCUCAACCUCGCAAAGGCCUCCCAGGUGAUUCUUUUGGAUCCCUUCUGGAACCCUUAUGUCGAGGAGCAGGCUAUCGACCGCGCCCACCGCAUGCCCCAGCCUAGGGAAGUUACGGUCCACCGUGUCUUGGUCCCUGAGACUGUCGAGGAUCGCAUCUGCGAGAUCCAAGACAAGAAGCGCGAGAUGAUCGAUACCGCUCUGGACGAGAAGAGCAGCAAGAGUCUCACGCGGCUGGAUGCGCGGGAACUCCGGUUCCUCUUCGGCAUGGGCCGCUGA
Messenger RNA from Ascochyta rabiei, 3081 nucleotides. RefSeq lists its product as uncharacterized. NCBI's taxonomy places the organism in Eukaryota, Fungi, Ascomycota, Dothideomycetes, Pleosporales, Didymellaceae. The transcript has 6 exons. The coding region runs from base 1 to 3081 and encodes 1026 amino acids. Gene Ontology annotation, molecular function: ATP-dependent chromatin remodeler activity; metal ion binding; ATP binding. Gene Ontology annotation, cellular component: cytoplasm. The record is from RefSeq and is a predicted model, not a curated record.